Molecule: messenger RNA, 4659 nt
Organism: Caenorhabditis bovis
Lineage: Eukaryota; Metazoa; Nematoda; Chromadorea; Rhabditida; Rhabditidae
Source: the annotation of a GenBank genome assembly
AUGCUGCUGGCCGCCGUGCUCAUCGGCAUCGUCUUCUACUGGAUUCAGCCGGCUUACAGUACUACUGAAUGCCUGGAUCGUCCAUGUGCUGAAUGUCGCUAUUAUGUAAAAGUUGAUGAUCCUUGCUUGCACCACGGCACCAAUCCAAUGCUCUAUUGCAAUCCAGAAACUAGCCUCAUGUCGAAAUCCGACACCAAUUUUCUCGAAUGCGUUCGCAAUCGUUGGCUUCUUCGCGAAUGUGUGACCGGCACAUUCUACGAGUCCGGCAAAGGAUGCGUCGAUCCGACACUUCAGCCGUUCAUGCAAGGCUUCUCGGUGUCGGGCUCGGGACGAGUUGGCGACGUGUGCCAGUACAACACCGACUGCCUCGGCGGAAUGUACUGCGCGACGGGUCUGUGCACAUGCCUGAGCACCUACAUUCUAAGGGAGUCCUAUUGCUAUGAGAAAGUGAAUCCGAACCAACCGGGCUGCACCUACGACGUCCAAUGCGAGGCAGUCUGGCCGGGAUCGAAAUGUCGAAUGGACAGCAGCAUCGGAACGUGUAGGUGUCCUGAGGAAACGCACGUGGCCCGCGAAACGAGAGACGGCUGGGUUUGCAUUUCGCUGCGGGACAACGCUUCUGGUGGAACAGCCCCUUUGUACUUCGUGUGUCCGCUUCCAGAAGGCGCUGGCUUCAAAAUUUCGUUGAAUGAUCCGAGUCCUGAAAUGGGGGCCUUCCCUGUCGGAUGUACUGUCGGCUCGUCGGCAACAAUCGAGCCAGUGCAGGGAUUGCAUGGCGGCGGCGCGUGCAUGUGGCCAGCCGACGGCGAGUUCAUCGGUGAUAUCUAUGAUUGCAUUCAUACGAGUCCACACAUCACGCUCGCCGAGAAAUUCCCGCAAUCGAAUUACGCGCCGACAGCCGAUGGCGUGUGUUGUCCGAGUCGCGCGCUCGCCUGCAUUCAGCCGCAGCUCACCGGCCCGAAUCCGUCGGAGCCGAGAUGGUGGUACAAUUCGGUGACCGGCACCUGUCAGCAGUUCAUGUGGGACGCCACCGCCAGCGAGGCGCGCUAUCACAGCGCCAACAACUUCAAGACAAUUCAACAUUGCGAGUCGUACUGUCGAGACACGUGUCAGCGAGGCUCACCACAGUACUCCACCGAAGCGCAAGCGCAUCAGGAGCGUGCCAUCACCUCAUGCGCGGCAUCGGUGUCAUGCGCCAAUGACUUCCAGUGCACUGCCAUCGGCAGUCAGCACCUGUGUUGCCCGACACCGGGUUCGGUGUGCUCGGCGAAAGGCGGCCGCCAUCUCGACUUGCAGCCAAGAAGCUCGAUCUUCCAUCCAGGCUUCCUCGUCUACACCGGCAAAGAAAGUAUUCGAUUCUACUACGAUCCAGGCACUGGCAGAUGCCAGGAUUUCGUCUACAAGGGCUCCGGCGGAAAUUACAACAACUUCUUGUCGAAACAUGAGUGCGAGAUGUACUGCGCCAGACUACAAUGCGAACGUGGAUCUCCGUUGAGGAUCGGCGAAGAGUCGCAGAGAUGUCAGAACAACGCGCAGUGUCCGUCGUCGCAUGAAUGCAAAGCCGAUCAGGGCGUGUGCUGUCCGAGGAAACAGACGAUUUGCGCGCAACCAUUGAGAAUCGGCGAUUGCACGGAGAACGUGAAACGCUAUUGGUACAACGCGAAGACGCGCCAAUGCCAGAUGUUCGAGUACACCGGCUGUCAGGGCAACGACAACAAUUUCGACACGAUUCUCGAUUGUCAGAAUUUCUGCAAAAACGCGAUACCUGAGCCGAAGUGCAUUCAAGGACAAGCUUAUAAGGAUAUGUUUGGCAAUUUUGUCACAUGCACGAAUGGAAUGGGCUGCCCGGCCAACUAUGAGUGUUAUUACGAUGGAAGCCAGUGGGGUUGCUGUCCGACGAAAUCGUACACUUGCUCGCUGAAUCCAGACUCUGGCAUCCAGUGUGGCGCUGGAAGCACCUUCAAAUACUACUAUAAUCCGCAGACGCAGAACUGCGAGUCGUUCCAGUACAAUGGAUGCGAUGGAAACUCGAACAACUUUGCGAGUCGCGACGCGUGCGAACAGUACUGUAGUGUUGGUGGAUGUCCGAACGGCGGCACGCCGAUGAGAGACCAUUCUGGAAUGGUGAUGGUGUGCGGCGGACAGCAAUCGACAUGUCCCGACUCGCACGAGUGUGUGCCGGUGUUGGCGGGAAACUCGAUGAUCAACCGAUGCUGUCCAACGAGAGCUUACAUGUGCGGCCUUCCACCCCAACAGGGCACCCAGUGCGGCGCGAAUUUCGUUCAGCGCUAUUACUUCAACAUCGUCACCGGCCAGUGCACGUCGUUCCAGUUCGGCGGUUGCGACGGCAACGCGAACAACUUCCUCAACAUUCAGCAGUGCCGCAAUUUCUGUAUGAGCAACGCGUGUCCGGCGGGCAAUGUUGCCUACGUGGAUCCGAACUCGCAAAUGCCGAUCAAUUGCAACGAGGCGCUCAGUAAUAGUUGCCCGGCCGGCUAUUCGUGCACGUUCAAUCCGCUCAUCAAUAAUCACGUGUGCUGCGGCGCCACCGAUUCCGGCGUGUGUCCGGACGGCGAGAAGGCCUUCAUUGACACCAUCGACAUGUCGCCGAGGGAGUGUCUGAUUAACAUGGAAGCCUCGUGCCCGUCAAGCUACCUCUGUCGGUUCAACAUGCAAAAGAACAAAUACUAUUGUUGCACCAAUAUUCAAGGAAAAACGUGUCCGAUUGGCAAGUUCCUGUUCAAAGAGACGCGAACGGGCCAGCCGAUUCGGUGCACGAUCGGAAGGAAUGACCAGUGUCCGGACAAUUACUCGUGCCAGAGCUAUUUGCCGAACGCCUUUCAGGGAUUCUGCUGCACUGCCAACUCGGUGUGUCCCGACAACGCCGACUAUCUCAUUGACGAUCAGUCGCAGCAGCCAAGAGCGUGCACAAUGGGCACAUUCGUGUCAUGCCCCAAUGGGUACACGUGCCGAUCAUCGACAUCAAGCUCCGACGGAUUCUGCUGCAAAUCGGGAACCGGAUCGUUGCCGCCGUCGGUCUCCGACGGUUGCCCGCCUAAUAACUAUGUGUACAUGGUGGCCGGUGAAAUCGCCCAGUGCGAUCCGUUCAAUCCGCCGAACGCGCCAUGCCCGCCGGCGUUCACCUGCCAGUGGUCGCUGUCGAACCAGCGAUACCAGUGCUGCGGCUCGAAUCCGGCGCCGGCUCCGGUGCGCACCAGCGACGGCUGUCCGAACGCGCAGGUCGCCUUCAGAGACCUGGACACUGUAAGAGUGUGCAGUGCAGGCGCCGCCAAUUGUCCAGCCGGCUACUUCUGUCAAUUCUCCAGCGCCAACAACCAGUUCCAGUGUUGCGGUGUGUCUGGCGGCUGUCCGGAAGACAGUGUCGCGUUUGUGGGAAUGUCCGGCGAGCCGGAGAAAUGCGUCGUCGGUCAGUCGAACUGUCCGAAGGGAUUCGCUUGCCAGCGAUCCGUUGCCGGACACCAUGUGUGCUGCACAGUGCGACAGGUGACGUGUGAGCCGAAUGAGGUGGUCAUCGAAGGCGCCUGCUAUCCGCAAGUCCCGCCGGGAAAGCCCUGCUUCGGAAACGAACAGUGCACUGGUGGAUCGGUGUGCGAUGAAGGCACGUGCGCGUGCAAAGCGCCGCUCAAACUAAUCGGUGGAUUCUGCCAAGAGGAGAUUCAAUGCUCACCUAAUCAGAUUCUGCACAAUGGUUUGUGCCACAACAAAGUCGGACUUGGAGAAGCUUGCCUGAUAGUGAAACAAUGCCAAGAAGGGGCUGGAUGCAUUGACGGCACUUGUGAAUGCAAAAAAGGCUUCAUCGAGAAGGCUGGCAAGUGUCUUUCGCAGUCUGACAAGAAGAAGAGUCUUCCGUCAUCCGGCAGCAAGGUGGCAACCGGUGCGACGUGUUCCAAGGCUGGCUGGAAUCCAUUGAUCGAUGAGCACACUGAACGCCCGAAGCAUUGCAGUCCGAUUGGUCGAGCUUGUCCGCAGGGUUAUGAGUGUCAGAUCAACAAUCGCCGAACGCAGUACCUGUGCUGCGCGCCAGCUGAUGGAUCGUCGACAACGAGCACCACUACAGAGAGGGCGACGACUAAGAAGCUGGGAGCCAGGGUCUGCCCGUCUGGUCGCACCCCAUAUUUGUUGAACGGCGCCCCGCAAAAAUGCACAGUGUCGCGGUGUCCAGCUGGCUACGAGUGCACCUACCGCAACAAUGGCUAUCAUUGCUGCUCGAUAGUCAAUAAGCCAACGCCAGGUACUGUAACUGGUACUGCCGGCGCCAAGUCGACACCAGCGGCAGAAGAAAAAUGUCCGCGAGGCAAUCCGCUCAUCUAUCCGACGACGAGCUCGCCAGUGCUGUGCCAACCGGGCAAACGCGGAUGUCCAGUGGGAUUCGGCUGUAUGCAGAGCAGCACGACAGCGAACUACAUUUGCUGUCCGGCUAGGCAUUCCGACAAACCCGAAGGAUUCGGCCUCGGCGCGUAUUAUAGUCGAGGGCCGCCAGCGGCAGUGAACCCGUGCGAGGGCUACAUGGUGCUAGUGACGCGUGUCGUCAACGGAAGAGUCGAGAAACGAUGCGAAAGAAGCUGUCCGUAUCCUCAAAUUCCAAUUGGCGGUGUUUGCUAUGAGAUGAAGCAGAAAUCGAAAAAGGCGAAAGUUUAG